UUUCCAACCCGCUCUGCCCGCCGGGCGUCCAAGCUCAGGGUCACCCUGGCCCCCGUGGCCCCCGUGUAGAACGAGAGAGGCCCCAGGCAGCGCCCGCUACAGCAAUGCGAUGAAUCUGAAAAGAACCUGCGAAUGAUAUUAACUGUAAAUGAUGAGCCCUGGCAUCAAAGUGAAAAAGGAGACGCCGAUAUCUCUCCAUGGUGAUGGAGAACCCUACCACAACGACAUUUUGGGGGCCUUGAAGACCAGCAGUUUCUUGUAAAAGGCCAUGGAGUGGCUUCGAUAGGGGAGCGAACACCUUUCCCAAGGAAGGGAGCGGCAGAACGUCACCCAGCGGCAGGGGGGCUGGGAGCUGACCAGCAGUACCACUGAGGGCAGCCUGAGACUCGUCGCAAGAGCAUCAGGGAAACACACCCCUCCCCCACCCAUCUCCUCCACCUUGUCUGACGGUGCAGCUCCUUUCAUGCUGGGUGGAGAUUGAGUGACUGUGUGACGGAACCAACCUGGAGGACGAAGCUUUUCCUAUGGAUCCCAACCUUCCGGGGUCCUUCCUCUUCAACAACGGCCUGAACCAGUACCCUUCGGACAUGAAGGCGCCCGUGUGCCAGUACUCGGUGCAGAACUCCUUCUACAAGCUGGGCCCGGGCCUCAACAGCCAGCUGGCCUCCGGCACGCCGCACGGCAUCAGCGACAUCCUCAGCCGCUCCGUCAUCGGCUCCCCCAGCUCGGCGCUGCUCUCCGGCUACUCCGCCGUCGGCAGUUUCGGCACCGUCCCUGCCCCCGGCGUCUACUACAACCGGGACUAUGGUGCCUCGCUGGGCAGCUUCACCAAGCCCGGUCCGGAGUGCGCGGUGAAAGGGCGGAGUGGCGGAGGCGGCGGGGGAUGGGGUGACCCCGGGUACGAGUGGAGAGGAGGAAGGCAGCAGUGCGGCACCAGCAGUGGUCAGCUUGGCGACGGCACCAGCAGGAAGAAACACACGAGGCCCACCUUCAGCGGGCACCAGAUCUUUGCCCUGGAGAAAACGUUCGAGCAGACCAAGUAUCUAGCAGGACCAGAGAGGGCAAGGUUGGCGUACUCUCUAGGAAUGACAGAGUCUCAGGUGAAGGUGUGGUUCCAGAACCGACGGACCAAGUGGCGGAAGAAGAGUGCGUCAGAGCCCACCUCCACGCAGGUGGCACGGGGGGAACAGGGAGGCGAAGCCUCGGAGAACGAGGUGGAGGACGAGGAAUACAACAAGCCUCUGGAUCCGGACUCAGACGACGAGAAGAUCAGGCUGUUACUGCGCAAACACCGCAGAGCGUUCUCAGUGCUUCGCCUUGGGCCACACCAGGUCUGACAUGCAUGCGCACACGCACACUAGCUUCAGAGAACAUCACAUAUGCGCACGACUGCGGUGAACAGUCUGCAGACACAAUGCCACGUUCACACUGCAACGUAGAGUUACGACCUUGCAGCAGUGAUCACUGGCACACAGAAACCCCGUUCUCCAGCAGGGUAACCUGAUGAGGAGAUUAGGAGCUACUGGUUAUCCACAGAACAUUUCACUCUGUGCUGUGAGACUGAGCCAGAGAGACACUGGAUGACUUGAAAACGUCAGAUUCGCAAACAAUGAUAUCAUCAGAAAACGGAGGAAACCUGUUUCCCAUUCCUACACUUCAGGAACUUACAGUAACUAUGUAAAGCUCUGCAUCAUUUCUUUGAAACGAUAUGGCCCAAUAAUGGUUAAAGAAUGAGAUAACUGAUUAUCGCUACAAACAUAAAUGACUCCAACAGUGCCAUUUGAGUCCUCCAUAAAACAGCCUGUGCAUAUUCGCUGUAAUUUGCUAAAUCCAUUAUAAUAUAGAUGUAAAGAUGAUGCCGUUUAAGACGUCUGUCAUUGCCUGUUACCUGAUUUCCCUGAAUGUAAAUAUAACAACUGUGGUAUAAACAGCAUAAUGUAUUACAGUUUCAGUGGCUGAAACUUCAGAGCAUUUUCACUGGGAUUUAGGUUGAAUUUGCCUGGUAACAUGAUCUUAUGGUUCACGCUUUUAAAGAACAAUUAUGGCACAACAUCCCAUCUCUAUGUUUCAGCUACUUACAAGUUAUAUAAAUUAAUUGAGAACUUGUACAAAAUAAA
Messenger RNA from Paramormyrops kingsleyae, 2117 nucleotides. Lineage: Eukaryota; Metazoa; Chordata; Actinopteri; Osteoglossiformes; Mormyridae. The record is from RefSeq and is a predicted model, not a curated record.